AUGGUUGCUCUAAAGCUCUUUCACUCAGACCGGAAUUCCUCGCGGCCAUCAACCAGUCCUGGAUAUGCGCCAGAUGAAUUGUACUUUGGCGAGCUUUCUAGAGAACCUCAUCUCGAUUCUGGUCACCUAUACCCGGCUCCUCCAUCACCGGCACUUCCCUCCCCCGUUCUUAAAGUAGGACGGUCUUUAGAUGUCUCUCAUCAUUUUGAGCAGAUUGAAAAACAAUUCGAAGAUCUACAUCAGAAUCUCGGUCCGAGACCGCUAUCUUCCCAAUCUUCUUUGGCACCGGAUGUACCGAAUGUACCGGAUCGCCGUUUAGCUCCAAGAGCACCCAAUCGUCGGCAUAUCGAUUUGAUGGAUGCUCUUGCCUCCUCUGAGCAAUAUCGCCAGGAAUCGAGCCCUCCUCCUAUCUCGCCACCUGCCAGUCUAUACAACGAAGAUGUUGCAGAACGGAACAUGACCAGGUUCCUUCGGAUCCAGCACCGGAGCGGACUGGCAAACUCUCGAAUAUUAUCCGCAUUAUACCAGGAGGACGUUGCAGACAGAAAUAUUGCAAAAUAUGGAGGCCCAACUCGUUCAUUGUCAGCAUUGAGUUCCCGGUCUUCUCCUCCUGCGCCUGGCAGAGUGCGUAGAUUGAGCCCGGAUGCACAGAAACGCAAUCCGAGGAAGCCGAACUGGACUUCAGAUGGAGACUUGCGCAAUCGGUCAUCACCGGACGAUGCCUCUUCGAGGGCUUCAAACUCUAGCAAUCACCUACGUUUGCAAAGAUCAGCACCAAGCUUGUCUGCUGAGGGAGAUGAUUCUGAAGACGAAGGAGCCGUGCCUCCAGUAAUUCAACGCUUAGGUGUCCCGCCUGCUUUCAAACAAGGAAGGCGAUGGAGCAAUACCCCGUUGCCAGACAGCCCAACCUUGCCCCCUCCAGUAGGUGAGGGUGAUGAUGUCGGAAACAACAAACGCAGCAAAUCAGAGACACCCCCGCCUGUUCUUCAGCCUCCUUCCCCAACCGCUCGGAGCUCGUCUUUGGGUCUGAGGAGUAUCUCCCCACCACCUUCUUCGGGGUCAGCAUCAAGGAGAAAUGUGCGAGACCUAUCAAUUAACACCCAGUUGGCCUCGAAGGGCCGGCCGAAAAUUGGGCAUCGAGCUAUUCAGCCUCCCACGCCCUCCAGCAAUACUACUAAGCGAGCACCUAGCAUUGCAGAGGUCAUGAAUAGUCCACUGCCUGUGCAAACACCGACUUCUGCUAUUGCACCCUCGCCUCGUUUCAAGGUCUCUGAGAUGAUGGAUCUGUUUAAACAAGCCUACAUGUCUACUCAUGCUCUGAGUUCUCACCCGACCUAUGAAUCUCUACAAGAUGCAAUUGUCCGUGAAAUAAAUUCUCACGAUGCAUUUAAGCGUGUGCCUGUUCCUGCUCCCGUUGGUCCCCUAUUCACCCCGUCAGAUGAGGCCUCAUUUGUUUCUGCGCACCCAGGAUUGAACCGCAGUGCAUCAGCAGGCCAAUUCUCAAGAAUCAUGAGAAAGGGCUCCUUCAAGAAACACAAGAGAUAUACCGAAUCCAGUCGCAGCAUCUCUACAAGCGUACCUUCAAAGGGAUAUGACCGCCUUCUCCGUAGGGUCUCCGGCUCUCCUACUCGACGCAGGCACACCGAUGCCCCAGCCCCGUCACCAGGCCUCCUGGCUGAUUUCCAAAAGUCCAAGGAGAACGCCGUGCCUCAGACUUCAUCUGGAGAGCAGCUUACAUACAUGGACGUUCUGAUCCGGGCCGGCAAUGAUCAAACCGGAUCCAAGAUCCAAGCUGCCUCCUGUCCCAACAUCACGGGCACCCGCUCUGCUACCCCGGUUUCCACGGUGUCCAACCCCUUCGGAACCGUCUACUGUAUGCAGGCACACUCCACGCCAUCUAAGGACAGCAGAAGCAGCAUGUCGAUGGAGGACGACGAUGACGAUAUCAUCCAUCUUCCCAGCAUCGACGCCCCACCUCCCCGGGUGCAGAUCGAAGGUGUGGAUGAGAACAACGUCCGCUAUGUGAUUGACGGUGCCACCGCUACCAAUGCCCAGAACCUCAUAAGCUGGCCGCAACGUCUCCGCCGCGCCCAACCAUCCCAGUCUUUCUGCGAAAACAGCCUAUCCCCGCUUUCCCGCGCGAGGAUGCAACUUCGUGGAGCUCGCUCUGUCGAGACUUACUAG
Molecule: messenger RNA, 2184 nt
Organism: Penicillium pulvis
Lineage: Eukaryota; Fungi; Ascomycota; Eurotiomycetes; Eurotiales; Aspergillaceae
Exons: 1
Coding region: 1-2184 (727 amino acids)
Source: RefSeq, a predicted model, not a curated record